AUGGGCACGCCAAGUCGUUGGGAUCAAAACUCUCGUGGGGCGCGCGCGCCUUACUCGACCUCUCGCUACGCGGCCGGAUCGUCCGAACAAGUUGCGCCUCCUCCAUCCCUGCCGUCUGCGGCAGCGGCAGAUCGGCGAGGGGGGAAGCCUCCCAAUCUAUCCAUGUCUCUACCUUCCGAUGCCUUCUCAGCCUUGGCGGCUCCGCAAGCACCCGAUCUGCCUGUUCCACCUCACCCACAAGAUGCUCAGCUUCACUCCUUCUUGCCGCAUUCGGGUCCAGAGUGGACGAGAGACGACGCCAAAGCUUCCUUAUCCUCAUCCUCCGGUGCUGGUACGCAUCGCAAACAAAAGUUUCAGCGCAGCCGGACCGGCUGCCUGAUUUGUCGCAGGCGCAAAGUCAAGUGCUCCCAGGAUGGCUUGCCCUGCAAACAAUGCCGCAUCGGCAAUCGCGAUUGCCACUACGACGAGUCUCAGCCCAAGCAGCCCUCCAAAAGAAGAGGUAGCGUCGGUAGCAGCUCCUACUCCGGCAACAAACGCGAGCGCCAGCGCGACGCGGACAGGCGCCGCUCUCUGCAAAGUGAUGUUGCUCCUCCUCCUCCUCCUCCUGCUCCUCCUCCUCCUCGUCCUCCUCCUCCUCUUCAAGCGGCUCUAGAUCACACUUUGCAAGAUCCAAGCACAUUCAGAGGACUCAGCAUCCCUCCCUUUGUCCAGUCGACCUUCGCACAACAUCCAAUGAGUCAAAACGCAGCUUCGUAUGCCGGCUCCUUUCACGAUCCACGUCCCGCUGGCGGCAUCCCUUCGAAUCCGUUCAACUCCUCCGGCUUCGUCACAAACACUCACGACCCCGCGGCGGGAAUGCGGUACAGUAGCUUUGCAGGUCAUUCGAACCAACCUUCUGCUGGCUCUGUCGCGGAGUGGCAGCAAAGCGUGCAAUGGCCAUCUGCUCCGACCUACCCGCCUCUUCCGAGUCUUCAUGGUCAGGAAGAUGCCUCUCCCGCGCUGGAUCCAAGGAUCAAUCCGUCCCGCUAA
Ceraceosorus guamensis is the source of this 1029-nucleotide messenger RNA. RefSeq lists its product as hypothetical. Lineage: Eukaryota; Fungi; Basidiomycota; Exobasidiomycetes; Ceraceosorales; Ceraceosoraceae. Bases 1 to 1029 code for a protein of 342 amino acids. The record is from RefSeq and is a predicted model, not a curated record. The transcript has a single exon. Gene Ontology annotation, biological process: positive regulation of transcription by RNA polymerase II. Gene Ontology annotation, cellular component: nucleus. Gene Ontology annotation, molecular function: DNA-binding transcription factor activity, RNA polymerase II-specific; zinc ion binding; transcription cis-regulatory region binding.